AGCCUUUCAGAAUGUACAGCAGCAAGGAGCUAUGCGCGGCGCUCCUGCUCGCAAUUUUUUUGGGAAUUCAAAUUUUUGAUUCUCAUCAAGCCAAAGCCACACUGAAUUCCCAAGAAUGGACUGAUUAUAAGACGAAAUACAACAAGACCUACUCGAGUGCCACUACUCCUGAAGCGUAUGCGCUUUUCUAUUACAACUAUAACAAGAAGUUAAUUAACUCCCAUAAUGCGUUAGCGGAUCGCGGACAAAGUACUUACCGUUUGGCUAUAAAUCAAUUCACCGACAUGCGCCUCAUACACUUCAAAGCUUUAUUCCCGAAAACCACACAACCGACAACAUCGUCUGCGACCACACCACCCGCAGUCCAAGCUGCUGGUACGUCUUUCGAUCCCAUAACGGAUCUUGGCUUAACGGUAGAAGUAGAAGAUCAAGGCACAGUUUGCAAUAGCGGUUGGGCCUACGCUACAGCCAAGGCUGUUGAAAUAUUUGCGGCGAAUGAAAAUGCUGAGGCAACACCAACACCGCUUUCCGCACAGAAUUUGAUUGAUUGCGCUGGAUCGGGUAUCGGUUGUACGAAACAAGUGUCACAAACCGCUUUUGAUUAUCUCGUUGAGUACAAUCAGUCAUUGUAUACCAAAGCCGAUUAUCCCAACAAUAAUCUAUUGAAAGUGCAGGGUAUGUGUGUACCGCCAACCACAACCACCGGCACAGCCGUCAAUUUGGCCUCAUAUGCACGUAUUACCGAUGGCGAUGAUGCCACUAUGUUGAAAUAUGUUUUCAAUGAAUUUCCGGUUGUUAUCGAAUUCGAUCCCACCUCUUUCGCUUUUAUGCAGUACAGCUCAGGAAUUUUCCAACAGCCCCACACGUAUGGUGGCUCACACUAUAUGACAGUUAUUGGCUAUGGCACAGAUACAACUACCAAUCUCGAUUACUGGUUGGUGCUGAACUCAUUUGGCACAACAUGGGGCGAGGAUGGCUACAUACGUAUACUACGCGAUACGUCCAAACCAUUGGCUAAGUCAGCACUAUUCCCGACUGCAUUGGGAGCAUGAAGAGCAGCGAAGAAAGGAGUUGAAAUGAUUUGGAGUGAAAAGGCUUGAGGAAUUUUCUAUGACUUUUUAUGCUAAAAUAAUUGUAGAA
Messenger RNA from Anastrepha obliqua, 1140 nucleotides. RefSeq lists its product as uncharacterized. Gene Ontology annotation, molecular function: cysteine-type endopeptidase activity. The record is from RefSeq and is a predicted model, not a curated record. Bases 12 to 1052 code for a protein of 346 amino acids. NCBI's taxonomy places the organism in Eukaryota, Metazoa, Arthropoda, Insecta, Diptera, Tephritidae. Gene Ontology annotation, cellular component: lysosome. The transcript is spliced from 2 exons.